This is a messenger RNA of Entamoeba histolytica HM-1:IMSS, 2601 nucleotides long. RefSeq lists its product as uncharacterized. The transcript has a single exon. The record is from RefSeq and is a predicted model, not a curated record. Bases 1 to 2601 code for a protein of 866 amino acids. Lineage: Eukaryota; Evosea; Mastigamoebida; Endamoebidae.
AUGAAAGCUUGGUUAUGGAAUGAUCUUCUUGGAAUGGAAUCUAUAGUUGAUGAAGAGAAAAUGGUAUUAAUAUUAAAACUACUUAAAGACGAAUGGAAUAAAUCAUUAAAACAAUAUGGAGAAGUUUUAGAAAGUACUCCAGAGUUAUUGAGGAGAUGUUCUUCGACUCUUGUCUUAACAUCUAAUGAACCUGAAAAUAUAUCUCCUAUUAGUUCUUUCAAAAAAGUUUCUCCUGACCCAUUUGAAAAUGAAAAAGAAAUAUCAAUAAUAGAAAGACCUCAAUCAAAACAAUUAAUCCCUUUAGGAAAUAGUGAUGGUGAUAUUGAUUUAGUUGAAAUUUCACAAUCAAAAGAUUUUGGUGAUGGUUAUAUAGAAAAAUCAACAAAUUGUAUUGGAACAUUAAGUUCUAUUGAAGAAUUUGAGAAAGAAAUGAAAAAUGAAGUUCAAGAAAAUGAAAAUAAUGAAGAGUCAAAGGAAAUAAAUAUUCAAGACGAAUUUAAAAAAGAAGAAGUUAAAGAAAGUCCUAAAGGAUAUAAAAAAAAAGUAAGUAUUAUGACAGAAAGAAAAUCUCUUGACAGUAAAGAAGAAGUAGAAAUUAAAGUAAAUAGUUCACAAAAUAAAAUUCAAGUUCCUUCAUUAAAUAUUGAAAUGAUUGGAAGUAUAAGUAAUUCUUCAAAUAGGACAAGUAUGAAUGGUGUUCCUCCUGGAAUUUCAACUAUGGAAUGUAAAGGAGAUCAAUCAAGUAUUCUAACUAUGGAAAGUAAUGCAACAACAAAUUCACCAAUACGAAGAGAUCAAGUAGAAAUUAUUGGAUUAAAAGCAAGAAUUAGUGAAUUAGAACAAAUUAUUGAUGAAAUGAAUAAACAACAUUCUACUAUUAUUCCGUUUCAACCAAGUUCAGAAAAAUCAACACCAAGAACAUUAUCUCCAAGACAAAGAGGUGAAAAUAAAGCUAAACUUGAGUCAACAAAAAGUGGAUUUUUUGGGCUUUCAUUUAAAAAGAAAAAUAAAAGAAAGUUAAUGAGGUCUGAGUCAGAACGUAAUAUGUUAUCUCCUUCAGAAUUAAAAACUGAUGGUAAAAAAUUACUCACACCUCAAUUAGCACCACAACAUCAAAAUAAACGAGAAUCAUCAGAACAGGAAAUGAUAACAUUUCCUACUAUAACAAAUGAAGAAUAUCGACAAGAAGUUAUUCGUUUAAAUAAACAAAUUGUUCAGUUACAACGAAGAAUUAAACAAAAAGAUAUUGAACUUCAAGCGAUAGUUAAUGACCAAAAACACUUUUAUCCAUUAAUGACUCUAAGAGAAAUUGACUAUUUCCAUGAUGAUGUUUGUAAUGAUUUUAUUGAAAUUAUUUUGAAUUGUUUAGAAAACAAACCAUAUGAAGUACAACAAAAAUAUCUUUGUAGGUUAAAUGAUUGUGCCGAAGUUAAAUUUUUACCUCCUGAUAAAGUUAAAAUUGAUAAUAAGGCAAGAGUAUUACGUUAUAGUGAACCAAUUGUUCGUUCACAUUCUCCUCGUUCGUCACAAAGUCCUGCAUUAUUACCUCUUAUUAAGGAAGACCCAGUCCAACCUCAAGAAGAAUUAUAUAGAUGUUUAUGUGAUUCAUUUAUAACAAGACAAGAAGAAUAUUAUUAUCUUUUCCAAAUAGUAUCUUAUUUAUAUUUUGCACCAUUUAGACAAGAAGGAUUAUCAAUUGUAUCUAAGUUAGACCGUACAUUUCCAGAAAUGAUGAUGAUAGAACGUACGUUAUUAAGAAAUAUUAAUAAAGGAUUUAUUAAUGCAUUAAAUGAAUAUGUCUUAAAAUUAAAGUUAUAUAUUCCAUUUAUAUUAAUGAAAGAUAAAACUUUAUUAGUGCUUUCUUUGGAAAUAGAAAAAGUAGAAUUUAAACGUGGGUUAGUUGAAAGAACAUUUGAAUUUCAAAAGAAAUAUGGAAAUAAAGGAAAAAUCCCUCCUUUUGGAGUAUGUAUUAAUCGUAUUUGUCAAAGAAUAGGAGAAAUUAGUAGAUUUAUGGAAGACAUUUUAAGGCAAGUAAAAUCAAAUGAUAUCAAUUAUAUGAAAAUUGCACAAACAGCUACAAUAGCAUUUGAAACAGAAAACUCUUUAAAAGAUUCUAUUGUUGAACAUCUAGAAUUACAUGAUGUUAAAACAGUAGAAAGUAAAUUUUUAACUAUUGCACAUAGAAUUCAUGAUGGUAAACGAAGAAUUAGAUAUUUUGGUGGAUUAAAAUUUGUUACUCCAGGAGAAAUUAGUAAAGAAUGGAAAAUGUGUAUUCUUUUUACUGAUAUUCUUAUCAUUGCACGUCCAUUUGCAUUUGGGAAAAAAACUGCUAAAGAAAGAGAGGUGGUGUUAAGGUUUGAAAAUUCACCAAGAGGAAGAGAUGUAUCUGAAUUAUCUGGAUAUAGGUUUAAUGAAGAAAUGAGAAUUCCUCUUCAUUCACCAAUAAAAGUUAUGAAUGUAAUUGACACACCUUCCAUUCACAAUGCCUUUAUGGUAGAAACAGAUGGAAUUAUUAAACAUUUUGCAUGUGUAUCUAUAAGAGAACGUGAUUCAUGGGUAGAAGCGUUAUUAGAUUUAAAUGAAGAACCUAAUAAUUAUUAA